GAACAAAACACUUUAAAGCACAUCAGUGACUAAAAUACAUUUUUUCUACAUCAGUGGGAAGUUUAUUAUUUAUUAUUUAUUGUUUAAUUCACCAAAUGUUGACCUUUAUUUGACCAUUUUCAGUUUCUCACAAUGUCAUUAAAAUAUGACUUAUCAAUGACAUAUUAAUGACUUAUUAAUUACAUAUUAAAUACAUAUAAAUUUCAUAUAAUUACUUAUUAAUUACAUAUUACUUACUUAUUAAUAACAUAUUAAUUACUUAUUAUUGACAUGUUACAAAUUCAACUAAGAUUUAAUUAAUUUAAGUCUCCAGAUGUUUACAGUCAGUCUCCAGAUGUUCAGUCAGUCUGCAGAUGUUCAGUCAGUCUCCAGAUGUUCAGUCAGUCUCCAGAUGUUCAGUCAGUCUGCAGAUGUUUACAGUCAGUCUCCAGAUGUUCAGUCAGUCUCCAGAUGUUCAGUCAGUCUGCAGAUGUUUACAGUCAGUCUCCAGAUGUUCAGUCAGUCUCCAGAUGUUCAGUCAGUCUGCAGAUGUUCAGUCAGUCUCCAGAUGUUCAGUCAGUCUCCAGAUGUUCAGUCAGUCUGCAGAUGUUUACAGUCAGUCUCCAGAUGUUCAGUCAGUCUCCAGAUGUUCAGUCAGUCUGCAGAUGUUUACAGUCAGUCUCCAGAUGUUCAGUCAGUCUCCAGAUGUUCAGUCAGUCUGCAGAUGUUCAGUCAGUCUCCAGAUGUUCUCAGUCUCCAGAAUAUCAGUCAGUCUCCAGAUGUUUACAGUCAGUCUCCAGGCGUUCAGUCAGUCUUCAGAUGUUCAGUCAGUCUCCAGAUGUCCACAGUCAGUCCCCAGAUGUUUACAGUCAGUCUCCAGGCGUUCAGUCAGUCUUCAGAUGUUCAGUCAGUCUCCAGAUGUCCACAGUCAGUCUCCAGAUGUCCACAGUCAGUCCCCAGAUGUUUACAGUCAGUCUCCAGAUGUUCAGUCAGUCUCCAGAUGUUCACGUCAGUCUCCAGAAUAUCAGUCAGUCCCCAGAUGUUUACAGUCACUCUCCAUACGUUCAGUCAGUCUCCAGAUGUUUACAGUCAGUCUCCAGAGGUUCAGUCAGUCUCCAGAGGUUCACUCAGUCUCCAGAAAUUCAGUCAGUCUCCAGAUGUGCGCAGUCUGUCUCCAGAUGUUUACAGUCAGUCUCCAGAUGUUCAGUCAGUCUCCAGAUGUUUACAGUCAGUCUCCAGAUGUUUACAGUCAGUCUCCAGAUGUUCACAGUCAGUCUCCAGAUGUUUACAGUCAGUCUCCAGAUGUUCAGUCAGUCUCCAGACGGUCAGUCAGUCUCCAGACGUUCAGUCAGUCUCCAGAUGUGCGCAGUCCGUCUCCAGACGUUCACUGA
Messenger RNA from Dicentrarchus labrax (European seabass), 1370 nucleotides. RefSeq lists its product as uncharacterized. NCBI's taxonomy places the organism in Eukaryota, Metazoa, Chordata, Actinopteri, Moronidae. The record is from RefSeq and is a predicted model, not a curated record. The transcript has 2 exons. Bases 354 to 1370 code for a protein of 338 amino acids.